Messenger RNA from Gadus morhua (Atlantic cod), 2764 nucleotides. It is a transcript of the gene rxrba, whose product is annotated as retinoid x receptor, beta a. The record is from RefSeq and is a predicted model, not a curated record. The transcript has 11 exons. Bases 734 to 2110 code for a protein of 458 amino acids. Gene Ontology annotation, cellular component: nucleus. Gene Ontology annotation, biological process: regulation of DNA-templated transcription. Gene Ontology annotation, molecular function: nuclear steroid receptor activity; zinc ion binding; sequence-specific DNA binding. Lineage: Eukaryota; Metazoa; Chordata; Actinopteri; Gadiformes; Gadidae.
AACUUCUAGCCGCGUCCGUCUAACGGUGCGUCGCCAGCGCGGCUCGGCAGUAACAACGGCGUUAUAGACAACAUACGUUGGGUUACUUUUGCUUUGAGAUGCAUGCGAGCUGAUCGCUGCCCGUAUUAGCCUUAGCAGCCUGGACGUUGAGUUAAAGCGACGUGCGGAUGGUUCGAGCGGGACGCGGACAUGUCUCGAGCCCGGACACAUGUCCGCGUCCAGCUCGAGCGGGACGCGGAUAUGUCUCGAGCGCGGACACAUGUCGGUGUCCAGCUCGAACGCAUCACGGACAUGUCUUGCCCGCGCUCGAGACAUGUGUCCGCGUCCCGCUCGAGCGAAGUCAAAUGUCUCGAGCGCGGACGUGCGUCCGCGCGUGAGACAUGUGUCUGCGCUCAAGCUGGACGCGGACCGCCGUGGGUCUGCGCCGUGGAGACGCGCAGUAGGUCCGCUAGGCUCGGUCGUUGUCGGAACGGUGUUUACAAGCCGUGCCUAGCGUUACGUAAGUGGCACGUUUAGCGAAAGUGGUGUGUUUGUGUUUCGGUUGUUGACUGUUGUGUACUUUGUCCCCCACCGCCACCUCCGUUGUGUCUGCCGUUUUAGCCCCCCGUCUUUGGUUAGCCAAAACUCCCCCGGCCCGGGCCUCAGUCCGCGGUCUAGAGUUUGGUGGCGGGCCGCCGAAGAGUGACGUCGGACGGGUAGCUUGGUCUGGCCGUGAGGCAACAGUGUGUCCACCAUGGGAGACAGCAGAGAUUCCCGAAGCCCCGACAGUUCGUCCGUCUCCUCCCCCCCGCCGGGCCACCGGUCGCCGCCCCAGGGCCCGUCCGCGGCCGCCUCCAUGACCUCCCCGCCCCCGGUCCCCUCCCCUGGGGUCAACAGCCCCAUCAGCAGCAUGGGCUCCCCCUUCUCCGUCAUCAGCUCCUCCCUGGGCUCGCCCUGCCUGCCCGGCACGCCCUCGGUGGGCUACGGGCCCAUCAGCAGCCCCCAGAUCAACUCGACGGUGACCCUGUCCGGGCUUCACGCGGUGAGCAGCUCUGACGACGUGAAGCCGCCCUUUGGCGUGAAGCUGUCCCCCCACAGCCCCGGCCCCAUGCUGGCCCAGAAGCGCCUCUGCGCCAUCUGUGGAGACCGCUCCUCCGGGAAGCACUACGGCGUGUACAGCUGCGAGGGCUGCAAGGGCUUCUUCAAGCGCACGGUGAGGAAGGACCUGAGCUACACCUGCAGGGACAACAAGGAGUGUCUGGUGGACAAGAGGCAGAGGAACCGCUGCCAGUACUGCCGCUACCAGAAGUGCCUGGCCAUGGGCAUGAAGAGAGAGGUGGUCCAAGAUGAACGUCAGAGAUCGGUGCAGGAGGAGCGUCAGAGGAACAAGGAGCGCGAGGGGGAGGUGGAGUCAUCCAGCGGGGUCAACGAGGAGAUGCCCGUGGAGAAGAUCCUGGAGGCCGAGAUGGCGGUGGAGCAGAAGACGGAGCUCCACGCCGACGACACGUCCGGGGGGAGCUCCCCCAACGACCCGGUCACCAACAUCUGCCAGGCGGCGGACAAGCAGCUGUUCACGCUGGUGGAGUGGGCAAAGCGGGUCCCCCACUUCAGCGAGCUCACCAUGGACGACCAGGUCAUCCUGCUGAGAGCAGGCUGGAACGAGCUGCUGAUUGCGUCCUUCUCCCACCGCUCAAUCGCGGUGAAGGACGGCAUCCUGCUGGCCACCGGCCUCCACGUGCACCGCAACAGCGCGCACAGCGCCGGGGUGGGCGCCAUCUUCGACAGAGUCCUUACAGAGCUGGUUAGUAAGAUGAGGGACAUGCAGAUGGACAAGACAGAGCUGGGCUGUCUUCGAGCAAUCAUCCUCUUCAACCCAGAUGCCAAGGCUCUGUCGAGCCCAAACGAGGUGGAGAUGCUGAGAGAGAGAGUGUACGCUUCCCUGGAGUCCUACUGCAAGCAGAAAUACCCCGACCAGCAGGGCAGGUUUGCCAAGCUCCUCCUCCGUCUGCCAGCGCUGCGUUCCAUUGGUCUGAAGUGCCUGGAGCACCUGUUCUUCUUCAAGCUGAUUGGCGACACCCCCAUCGACACCUUCCUCAUGGAGAUGCUGGAGGCCCCGCACCAGCUCCCAUAGACGGGUCGGCCCCGGUCCGGUCCCCUGCCCUUCCACUCCGGGGCUUACAGCCCGCCGGGAGGUCCACAGCGGUCUGUUACUCAGGCGGGUGCGGCUCCGCUCCGGUCUCCACCAACACCCGGCUACAGGACAUGCUGUUCUACAAGACCUGGACUCAACACACACACACGGACACACACACGGUCACACAGACACACACACACACACACAUGGACACACACACACACACCGACACACACAGAUGGACACAAGGACCCACACACAGACGCACACACACGGAACUACACACAAACACAGUGACGCAGACAUUGUUGUUCUACCUGUAUACAAAUGCCAAAAUUAAGCUCAAUCAUUUGUCUCUGAAAGACCAUAAGCUGUCUUAACACACACACACACACACACACACACACGCACACACGCACACGCACAUUCUUCCAUCCUUGGUUGCCGUGGCAGCAGUACUGUCUCCUCCUGAGAACGCAUCAAGUGUAAACGUCUUAAGUUUAUUUUCUUGGUUCCCACCUAGCUAAUGCUAUUUAGCUUCCACAUUAGCAGCGCUACGCUAACUUGGUUCGCUUCGUUAGCCCGUUAGCAUUAUGCACCAGCAAGCUACAUUUUUUUUUUUUUUUUUUUUUGUGUGUACGUUUUUAGUUU